GACCGGGCCUGGGAGACCUACCGAUGAACUCGGGCCCGGCCGGAGGAGAUUUUCCCCUUCUCAUCCAUACCCAAAUAUCGACGGCAAGCCCUCGUCGAUCUCUCCAUGCUUUCAAACCGCGGAAAAUUUCUAGGUACCUAUUCCGAAGCUGAUUCCUUGUUUUCUGGUUAUGUUAUUUUGAUCGAUUUCUGGGAGGAAACUUACGCUCCGAUUCAAUAUCUUGGCCUCCCAAGUUCCAAGAAUCAGAUGCAGUCGUAGCUCUUGAGAGGGCUCGGCGACUAAACUCGGCGGCCGGAUAUUAAGAAGCAAACGCUGAUUCAGAGGAAGAGAUCCCAGGGGGUUGUGCCUUAUGAUGGCAAGGGGAAAAAUUUUGGCCAUUUGCCAGUCAGGUGGAGACUUUGUAACAAAUAGUGAUGGAUCCAUGUCUUAUUCUGGUGGAGAAGCACAUGCAAUUGAUAUUGAUCAUGAAGUCACCCUGCAGGAUCUAAAGUCUGAGAUAUCUGUUAUGUUUAACUACAAUGCAAAUUCCUUUUCGAUCAAAUACUGCCUUCCAAACAACAAGCAAACUCUCAUCACAGUAUCUAAUGACAAAGACCUAAAGCGCAUGGUCGAUUUCCAUGCAGAUUCAGAGAUGACAGUUGUUUAUGUCUUGAAGAAGGUUGAGAACAGGACAACUAGGAGCGUUGUAGCUGACUCAGGUACCCCUACUGAUACUAUGACUGCCACAGUAGCUACUUAUGAAGAUGCCAAGCGACGAAAAUUGUACGCCAAUUGGGAUGGGAUGAUCACUGGUGUGGGGCAAAAGUUUGAUAGUUCAAGGGCUUUCCGGGAUGCACUGCACAAGUAUGCUAUUGUAAACAGUUUUAUGUAUAGAUUCAUAAAAAACGACAGGUGUCAUGUAACCGCUGAAUGUACUGCUGAGGAUUGCCCAUGGCGGGUACAUGCAUCUAGGUUGUCAGGUAAGCAAGAACUUAUGAUUAAGAAAAUGAAUGGCACUCAUACAUGUGGAAAGGAAAUGAGUAAAAAAUGUUAUCGUCUAGCAUCUCAACGAUGGGUUGCUAGUAUCAUAAAGGACAAGUUGCGUUAUACUCCGAAUUAUAAGCCAAGGGAUGUUGCAGAUGAUCUCCAACGUGAAUAUGGACUUAGCUUGAACUAUGCACAGGCAUGGCGUGGGAAAUUUCUUGCCAGGAAAGAGCUUUACAAUUCGCAUGAAGAGGCUUGUAAUCAGUUGCCUUGGUUUUGCAAUAGGAUUAUCGAAACCAAUCCAGGGAGUGUGGCUACAUUACAGACAUCAGAUGAUUCAAAAUUUCGUCUUUUUGUUGCCUUCCAUGCCUCUCUUAGUGGUUUUGAGCAUGGUUGUCGCCCCUUAAUUUUUCUGGAUGUAAUAUCUCUAAAAGCAAACAAGCAGUGGAAGUUGUUGGCUGCAACCACAGUUGACGGAGAGAAUGAUAUUUUCCCAGUUGCCUUUUCUGCAGUGGAGAUGGAGUCUAGUGAAAAUUGGCAUUGGUUUUUGGAGCAGCUGAAGUCUGCUUUGACAAUGCCACAUAACUUGACAUUCAUAUCAAAUGGACAGGAUGGUUUGGAGGAAAUCCCUCGAGUGUUUGAGGAUAGUAAUCAUGGUUAUUCUGUGCAUCACCUCAUUGCGAAUUUUAAGACACAGUUGGAGGAUUCAUGGACACAGGAAAUAAAAGAUGCAAUGGUUGAUCAUCUCAACCGAGCUGUAUAUGCUUGCAAAGCUGAUGAGUUUAAUGAAUGCAUUGAAGGCAUCAAGGCUGAAUCUAAAGAACUUGCUGAGUGGGUUCUGGAUACAAAACCUGAACGCUGGUCAGAUGCCUUUUUCAAGGGUUUGAGAUAUGGCUGUUACUCCUCCAGAACUGUGGAAACAUUUAAUGGCUGGGUAUCAGAAAGAAAUGAGCUAUCGUUAGUCCAGAUGGUCGAUAUGAUCAGGUGUAAGUUGAUGGAGAUGGUGUAUACUCGUAGGCAGACUUCUAACACUUGGGCUGAGCAACUCACACCAUCCAUAAAUCAAAAGGUACAAGAUGAGAUGAUCAAGGCACGGAACCUUAAAGUCAUAUGCUCAAUGGGGAACGUGUUUGAGGUACAUGAUGAUUCAAUCAAUGUUGUGAAUAUUGAAAAUUGGGAAUGCACUUGCAGGAGGUGGCAAGUUACUGGUUUGCCAUGCAUGCAUGCUCUUGCAGUAUUUCAACACAUUGAUAGAUGCAUGUAUGACUACUGCUCCAAAUAUUUCACAACUGAAUGCUACUGUCUAACAUAUUCAUUGUCCAUCAAUCCAAUACCUGAUGUUGGUAGGCCUUCGUGUACUGAUCCUUCUCAUUGUACAUUUGCAUGUCCUCGCACCCGUCGACUAGCUGGCCGGCCAAAAGAAAAGCCAGCUGACCCAAGGAUUGCAAUUAAAAGAGCAGUACGCUGCAGUCGGUGCAAAGAAUUUGGGCAUAAUAAGCAAACUUGCAAGGCACCUGCUUAGAUGUAUAAUCCAUUUCUUGUAUCUAUAUCAGUUAGUUUAUAGGAAUGUACAUUAUGUAUUAGAAAGUAAUAUUAUGAGUUCAUAUGGGUGGAAAUUGUUUUUAGACUUUGGAUGCUAAUAGAUUGUUGCAUGAACUCAUUGCCAAAGGUUAUGGUCUUUUGAUUUUUGUAGCCAACCGUAAUUUUGAACCCGAUAUACAUGGACAUCCUUCCAGAC
Phoenix dactylifera (date palm) is the source of this 2701-nucleotide messenger RNA. RefSeq lists its product as uncharacterized. Gene Ontology annotation, molecular function: protein binding; zinc ion binding. Lineage: Eukaryota; Viridiplantae; Streptophyta; Magnoliopsida; Arecales; Arecaceae. The record is from RefSeq and is a predicted model, not a curated record.